Molecule: messenger RNA, 2292 nt
Organism: Pseudopipra pipra
Lineage: Eukaryota; Metazoa; Chordata; Aves; Passeriformes; Pipridae
Gene: WDR4
Product: WD repeat domain 4
Exons: 11
Coding region: 37-1347 (436 amino acids)
Biological process (GO): tRNA modification; RNA (guanine-N7)-methylation
Cellular component (GO): tRNA methyltransferase complex; nucleus; cytosol
Molecular function (GO): protein binding
Source: RefSeq, a predicted model, not a curated record
GCGGUGACGUCAAGGCAUGCGCGGCGGCGCGGGCGCAUGGCGGGCGCUGAGGGAGGAGAGGGAGAAGGAGCCACCGGCGAUGGAGGCGUCGAUGGAGGCACCGGCGGAGGUCGCAGCCCCGCGGCCCGCCCGGCCCUGGCGCUCCGCGGGGCCGUGAUGGUGGCCAGCGGCGGGGGGCGGCUGCUGGCGGCGCGGUGUGGGGAGCCCGGUGGUGAGAGUCUCUUCGUGUACGAUUGUGUCAGCGCGGAGAAGACCUUGGGAGAUAAAGGGCAGGAUGGAAAAGCAACAGAUAAAGGAACUGAUGACAUCCUGGCUUUUGCCUUCUCCCCAUCAGGGGAUUAUUUUGCCUUGACAGAUGACAACAAACGUCUGAUCCUGUUCCAGACAAAGCCUUCCUGGGAAUGUGUUAGCGUCAGGUUUGUGAACAGGAGAUGCACAGCCCUGGUUAUUACAGCUGCAGAGGAUAAGAUUUUCGUUGCAGACAAGUCUGGUGAUGUUUAUUCUUACUCAAUAACAGAACCUCAGGCAGAUGGAAAACUUGAGCUGGGUCAUGUGUCUCUGCUGUUGGAUGUGGCUCUGAGUCCUGAUGACCAGUACAUCCUCUCUGCAGACAGAGAUGAGAAGAUCAGAGUCAGCUUGACAAAGGCUCCUUACAGUAUUGUAUCCUACUGUAUGGGACACAGAGAGUUUGUAAGCAAAAUAUUUGUAAUACCCAACUGUCCUGAUCUGCUGUUGUCAGCCUCUGGGGACUCAACUCUGAGACUCUGGGAGUAUAAAAGUGGAGAAGAAGUGCACUGCUGUCAGCUAAGCAGCAUCUGUGGGCCUGAGGCAGCCAAAACUGACCAGAAAUACACCGUGUCAAGAAUAACCUACUGCUGUCAAGGUGGUUAUGUUGCCAUUCUAUGUGACAGUAUUCCCACAGUCUACAUCUUUCAGCUCGAUGCCACUGCCCAGCAGCUCGUUUACAAGCAGCAAAUCCCUUUGCAGCAUAAAGGUUGGGACAUUGCAUUUGGGGAAAUGGGAGAUCUGUGGAUUUUGCAGGAAGACAAGGAAGCUCCUCUUCAGUUGUACAGAGCAUGUGAUGGACAGUGGAAGGCUGUAACUGAUGACAAAGGAUUGCAGAAGAUGUCAAAAUAUAUUCAAGACAACUGGAUGGUGUUUGAAGGUUUUGUUGGUGCAGGAAGCUACUACAGACACCUCUACAAGGCUUCAUUUGAUAACAUGGAUGAAUAUCUACAGAGGAAGGAGGAAAGGUUACAGCAGCAGAAAAAGAAAAGGCAGAAUCUACAAUGUGGUUCCAAUGGACAGACAAAAAAAAAGAUGAAGGCUGAAGAGUCGUCGCUAUGACUGUUGUUAACUUGUACCUUUUGCCUUGAUGAAAGGUGGUGAUCCAACUGCAGACUGUUUUUAUAUGUAAAAUGUAUUCUGGAAGAAGACUGGUUUAAACUUUUAUUCAGGUUUUCAGGUAGGCUGAUGUGACAACAUCCUGCUUGCAGCACAUAAUGCAUUUACAAUAUGCCUAAGCUUUAGCAGCACACAGUGUUAGUGGUUCAGUCCUGGGAAUCUCUGAUGCAUGAUAUAUGAAUAUUGGAGAUGGUAUUUUCCUUAAAACAGGAUCUUCUUUUUGCCUACUGUGUUCAGGCUUUCUUCUUCAGGUGGAAACACACCUGAUGUGAUUUUCUUUUGGUUUGGUUUUGGGUUUUUUUAAACUUUCUAAAAGUUUUCUUAGUUAAUGUAUCUAACUUAGUGUACCUGGCUAUGGGAAAGGGAAUGUAGCAAAAUUCUUGCUGUAUAUGAGAAGUUUUAGCUGAGAAUUUCCCUUUGUCUUCCCUUCAGUCUAUAUGGUUGGGAUUCUACCUAGUUUCUAAUCCAUAGCUUCUUACUUGUGAAAUAUUUCUAUAGGAAGAAGUGCAAAAGUUGAUUUUAUAUCUACAAAGUAAAAGUAAAAUGUGUCAGUCAACUUUUGUGUUAUUGGAAGACCCUUCUAUUGCAAUAUGAUCCUGCUGUGUCUGUGAAAAUCAUUUGAGAGGCCUGUGAGCAAAACCUGGAGUGCAUCCUGCUUUCUUCAGCAAGAACUCUUCCAUGUUGCAAUUAGCCAAGAAAUACAUCUUUUUGAAAAGUUAUCAGCCAGAGGCUUAGGGGAUCACUUGUUGCUUCAUCAUGGGGCAGAAGAUGUGUUCAUCUACCAGAUGGUAUCAUGUCCUGUAUGGAAUAAAAUGUACUUUACAAAACCAGGUGUAGAAAUCUGUACAAUCCAUUAAAAGCAUUCAGAAUGAACCUAUGAACUGUGAA